AUGAGUCUGAAGAAGCUAUGUUAUUGCCUAUCUCUACUUCUGGUCAUGGUUUUUUCAUGUCAGAAUGGUACUGUUCAUUCUCAGCUUGAAGUGGGGUUCUAUAGAAAUUCAUGCAGAUUUGCUGAGUUCAUCGUUAGAGAUGAGGUUCGAAAAGCUUAUAGGAAGGAUCAGGGAGUGGUGGCCGAUCUUCUUAGAAUGCACUUUCAUGACUGCUUUGUUAGAGGCUGUGAUGGAUCAGUGCUCAUUGACUCAACUCCUACAAACAAAGCAGAGAAAGAUUCUCCUCCAAAUAACCCAAGUCUAAAAGGUUUUGAUGUCCUUGACAAUGCCAAAGCAAGACUAGAGGCUGUUUGCCGAGGCGUUGUUUCCUGUGCUGAUAUAGUCGCAUUUGCAGCAAGAUAUAGCGUUCAAAUAGUUUUCAUAAUCUCCAUGGACAUGUACACUGGAGGGCUUGCCUAUGAUGUUCCUGCUGGAAGGAAAGAUGAAAGGAUUUCAUUAGCUUCAGAGGCAUUGACAAACAUACCUUCCCCAACAUUCAAUCUCAACCAGCUCACUCAGUCUUUUGCAAGCAAGGGUUUAACACAAGAAGAAAUGGUUACACUUUCCGGUAAUUAAUUACAAAACCAAUCUAGAA
Ziziphus jujuba (common jujube) is the source of this 634-nucleotide messenger RNA. Its product is annotated as peroxidase 5. Gene Ontology annotation, biological process: response to oxidative stress. The record is from RefSeq and is a predicted model, not a curated record. The coding region runs from base 1 to 615 and encodes 204 amino acids. The transcript has 3 exons. Gene Ontology annotation, cellular component: plasmodesma; plant-type cell wall. Lineage: Eukaryota; Viridiplantae; Streptophyta; Magnoliopsida; Rosales; Rhamnaceae. Gene Ontology annotation, molecular function: heme binding; peroxidase activity.